GGGCUCAAUCUGCCAGACAAACAGAGAAAUGUCCCACUCUGAAAACAAAAGCCUGAUAUUGGGCAUCAUGGCAGGGGCUGCUGGAAUAAGUUUGGUCCUGGUUUGGUAUCAUAAGAUCCGAAAACCUGGGGCAAUUGUGAAAUUGCCUGCAUUUCUGGAUUUACACAACAAAUUUAAUUCUGUGGAUUUGCAAAAUGAAACUCGUAAUGAGCAAGGAAGACAGCUUCAGAUACUGGAAAAAUUGAAUGGCUUACUAUUGAGUGUAGAAGAACUGAAGAGAGAGGUGAAGUUGCUUAAAGAAGCUGUUCCAAAGCUGGAAGAGCUUGUUCGAGAUGAGCUGCAAGGAAAGGCUGAUGUUCGGCGGAUUAGUCCUUCACACAGAGCAACGAAAAGAAGAAGAGCAGAGACAGCAUAUAGUGCAACAGAAACCACCAGCUCUGAGGAGGCAGACAGUGAAGGAGGCUAUAUUACAGCUCACACUGAUACAGAAGGAGAAUCUGAAGAAGAAAAAGGAUUACCUGCAGCAUCUGCAAGACCAGAAAAGGAAACAGAAUUAUUUGAUCUUCUGCAGCGCAUGGACAGUUUGCAUUGUGGUUCAGAUGGUGAUAAAAAGGAGAGCUUCAGACUGUUACUUGAGAGAGAGGAAAAGUAUGGAAACCAUGUGGAGUUUCUUUGGAGAUUUGCACGAGCUUAUGGAGAUAUGUUUGAGAUGACUACAGAUGUUGAAGAAAAGAAGAAAUAUGUUGCUAGUGGAAAAAUUGUAGCUGAAAAAGCUAUUCAGCUGGAUGCCAUGAGUGCUGAGAGUCACCAGUGGUUUGCAAUCAUGUGCGGCUAUAUGUCUGAGUUUGACAGCAUACAAAACAAAAUCAAGAAUGGUGGUCUCUUUAAGGAGCAUCUAGAUAAAGCAAUUGAACUUAAGCCUCAAGAUCCUUUUUUAUAUCACCUAAAUGGAAGAUGGUGUUAUUCAGUAGCACAGUUGUCUUGGAUUGAAAAGAAAGUAGCUGCUACUCUUUUUGGGACUCCACCAACUUCAACAGUACAAGAAGCUUUGCAGAAUUUCCUUAAGGUUGAAGAAAUGCAUCCUGGAUAUUCCAAGUACAAUUAUGUGUAUUUGGCAAAGUGUUACAAAGAUCUUGGCCAUAGAAGCAAUGCACUGAAAUACUGUGAUUUUGCAUCGUCAGUGUUAUCAGUUACCAAUGAUGACAAAGAGGCCCAGAAAGAUUUAGAAGCUUUACUUCUAACGCUGCAGCUGUGAUGAAAACCACUUUAAACUCUUUUAUGCCAUAAUGCUGCUGUAGAAGAACCAUAGACACUAAUCAUUGGGGGUCUGAUCCAACAUUCAUUGAAGCUAGUGGAAAGACUGCUCUUGAUUUCAAUCCUUUUUGGAAGAAGCCCUGAAAGCGGAUGGCAAUUAGGCUCUGAAAACGAUGCAUUCUGUCUGAUUCUAGCUUUAUUUUUAAUUUUUGGAUCUACAGCUUGUUUUAAAUUACCACUGCUGGAAGUGUAGUCUCUUGGUAUGACGUUCACUGCUGGCAGUGGGCACAGGCAAGAACGCCAGAUGUGUUAACAUUCUUGGAAUGAUUAAUCAGCUAAACUGCCAUGCCAGCCCAGGGCUGUAUGGAGCAAUUACUUUGUUUCUACAUUAAAUUAUAUUUCUACCAAUUGAUUGGUAUACAUGUAUAUGAAGGCAUGUCAGAAACACAUGCAUGCUUGUUCCUCUGCCUUUACUCACAAGAAAUGUAUAAUACUGAUGAAGUUAAGGGAAAAGGGAAGGUCUUAAAAAGAGGUAUUUUUACUUCAGCCUAUUUUUAUUUUAGAUGGAAAAAUUAAAACUUUAUCAAUCAUGUUUUAAAGUUAUAUUUUAUGUUAUUUGAAAGGAAAAUAUUAAAAGCUGGACCAAUGAAAGGAAACAUUUUGAUUAAAUCUGUUAGAAUUGUGAUACAUGAGCUCCACCAGAGGAGUCCUGGUAAUUUGUCUUUGAAUAAUAGCCUGUUGCAGUAUUGUUGGUCUUGCUUUGAGAGACCCUCUCCUUUCAGCUCUGUGUGUAACAUUUGUUCAUCUUUCAUGUCCACAUUCUGGCCAAUGGGAGCAGCAAAAGGCCAUGCCUGGGAUACAUGCCUGGGAGUGGUGUGGGCCACUAAAGCAAGGAAGUGCCUCCUGCCCCCUCAUGCCCAGACCGUGACCCACCACCCUGCUUCUGCACUAUCCCCUGCCGAGACCCCACACCUCCAGCCUGCUCCUGCACCCUUCCCUCUGGCCAGACACAUAUUCCCACACCUGCUCCUGCACACUUCCUUGUGCCUGCACUGACACCCUAUCCCCAGCCCACACCUGUAUCCUCCCCUCUGGCCAGAAACCUACCUUCACCCUGUUCCUGCACCCUCCCUUGCAUCUGCACCCUCCCUCCCACUCAGACCUCGCACCCUCACCUGCUCCUAUAUGCCACCUCCCCCCCCCCAUCUUUAUUCCACUCACUGGCAGCACU
Messenger RNA from Pelodiscus sinensis (Chinese soft-shelled turtle), 2485 nucleotides. It is a transcript of the gene RMDN2, whose product is annotated as regulator of microtubule dynamics 2. The record is from RefSeq and is a predicted model, not a curated record. Gene Ontology annotation, molecular function: microtubule binding. NCBI's taxonomy places the organism in Eukaryota, Metazoa, Chordata, Testudines, Trionychidae. Gene Ontology annotation, cellular component: mitochondrion; cytoplasm; spindle microtubule.